ACACCCUAAAGUACUGGGAUGAGUUACAAAUACUUCCAAACAAGAAGUUCCCCAUCAUUUUCGAAGCCGUUUAUGGCAGGCUGGGCCAGUCAAAAUCAUCGCAAAGCUCGUACAAUCAAGCAGAAGUUAAUAAAGUCAUUUGGCUUGUCCACAAAUUACAAAAGCAUGCCGAUCUCAAUCAAAUCGGUAUUAUUUCACCUUACAGACUGCAAUGCGCAAAAAUUAAGGAGAUAUUGAAUAUCCGGAAAUUGAAGGGCAUCGAAGUGGGUACAGCUGAAUUAUUUCAAGGACGCGAAAAAGCAAUUAUUAUAGUUUCGUUUGUGAAGUCAUUUAGCCAUUUGGGCUUUGUAACAGAUCCACAGCGACUGAAUGUAAUACUAUCUCGAGCACAGUCUCUACUUAUACUUGUGGGAAAUCCUGAAACUUUGAAGAGCAAUGGUGAUUUUGAGUACCUCAUAGGUGAAUGCAAACGGAUGGAAACGUUCCACAAAAUUAAUUAGAAUAAAAAUGUACGAGUUCCUUAAAUGGAUGAUUGGAAAACAAGUGCCUUGACAACUGCAUCACCAGAAUAUUU
This is a messenger RNA of Rhagoletis zephyria (snowberry fruit fly), 574 nucleotides long. RefSeq names its product probable RNA helicase SDE3. Lineage: Eukaryota; Metazoa; Arthropoda; Insecta; Diptera; Tephritidae. Gene Ontology annotation, cellular component: cytosol; P granule. Gene Ontology annotation, biological process: regulatory ncRNA-mediated post-transcriptional gene silencing. The record is from RefSeq and is a predicted model, not a curated record.